GAGUAUGUUAAACAGUGAAGGAAAAUGAAAUGUUAAUUAAUGUUUAAUCAUGAAAAAUGUUAUCUGUACUUUGCAGCUUUUGGAAAAGCAAUCCAUGCCCUUUCCCGAAUUGGCGAUGAAUUAUGGUUUGAUCCUUUGAAAAACGGUCUUGCACUGAGAUCAGUUAAUUCUUCUGGAUCAGGAUAUGCUUGUUUUUUAUUUGCUCCCCUCUUCUUCCUGCAUUAUAGUCGGGAUGUCAAGCAGCAGCAAGAUUGCACUGAAGCUGAGGUUGUACCCCUCAACUGUAAAGUAGCAGUUAAGUAUAUUCUUCCUAUGUUUCGAUGCCUAACUACACUAGAGAGGAGUGUGGAAAAAUGCAAGAUUUAUGUAAAUUCAGAGGACUGCAGAAUAGUUUUUCAGUUCUGCUGUAAACAUGGAAUUACUAAAGCUCACCAUUUGGCAUUUCAGGAAUGUGAGUCCCUUCAGGCUGUGUUUUCGAAGCAGCUAAGCCCAAAUAUAGUGCGAUGUCAUGCAAGGCUUCUCUCUGACAUAGCAGUUCAUUUUCCAAUGUCUCAAGAAGAAAUUACUUUGACCGUAACUCCUUUGAAAGCAUUGUUCAAGAGCUAUGUAGAUGAAGACAAAGAUUUCUCAAAAAUAAUGCAAACUGAAGUGAGCUUAAAACCCAGUGAGUUUGAAUAUCUGCAGGUUGGAGUUGAUGCUGAGAUAACAUUUUGCUUAAAGGAGCUUAGGGGUCUUCUGGCAUUUGCAGAAUCAAUGAGCCUUUCUGUUUCAGCCCAUUUUGGAACAGCUGGGAAGCCAGUUGGAUUUAUCAUUGAUAACAUGAUGCUCGAAGCUAUUUUCGUUCUGGCUACAUUAACUGACAUUGGGAGUCAGUCAUCAUCACAGCAUACACAGAACUCAAAGACCUUUGACAAUAAGAGUGUUAAUCUGACUAACAUUCAGAUUGAAGAUGUGAAUAAAUUGAUUACUGAAGAAAUCAAUGCACCAGCUAUAACCAUAGGAACCACUUUACAAAAAGAUGCUCAGUGCCAAAUUCAGGAUGGAGAAGAUAACGGCAGGAGCCCCAAAUUAACUGAAGAGCUGAAACAAAAUGUCGAAACAUUCUCUGUAUGUAACAGUUGUUCAGAGGAUGGAGUUGAAAAUGAAAUGCUGGCUGGAACACCACCAAAUAAAAAGUUGUGUACACUAUUCUUCAGUGAAGUGCUGUCUAAAUAUCAGAAGAACAGUCAUCAAUCUUUAGUGUGCCUGGCAAAUGACAGUGAAGAGGAGGAGAUCAAGGAAGGAAAAUACAGGCAAGAUUCUAUCAAUUCAGAAAUGGCAGCCUUGGCAAUGUCUUGCUAAAGGGUUUCUGGAUCUCGAAAGCCCAGGGGCAGUAAAGCAUCUAAAGCAAAAAUCUUGUAGUACUUUAUUGCUGUUCCAACUAUAAGAUACAGACUGCUGUUCAAUGAGUUAAAGGGCAGAAAGCAAUUCAGUUUUCAUAUUCGAAAGCAUUACAGCAUUAACAAUAGCAAGUUCAAUGCCACAAGUUAUCAAUUGAUUACAUUAAUCCUUUUUGGGCAUAACAGUACAAAAUGAGUUUGGAUUCUUACCUGCCUGCAGAUACCAUUUUGAAUGCCGUUCAAAUUUCUUUAAAAAAUUUGAAAUGUAGAUCAAUCAAAUUUAAAUGUUAACUUAUUGCAAAUUGAAUCCCUUGAUCCAUACUUAGACUAACAAGAAACCUGGAAAAAAUUUCUAUGCAAUUGCUUUCAUGACCUCAACUUUCUAUUUAGUGAUGUUUCAAUAAAUUUUCUAUUUUGGAAGAUAGCUAAUGUAGAACCUUAAACUGCCAUUCGGGGACUAAAGAAAUAAAAAGGACUUAUUAAAAAUAGUUUAACUUAUUAUAGUAAAUCUUUGAAACUCAAUAUGUGAGUUCUUUUGUACACUUUUUCCAUGUCUGUGUACUUAAAGUCAUGCAGUAGUCCCUCAAGACAUACUAACUCCCACAGCAGCGAGAUUUCAGUAACUGAGACAGUACACCAAAAUGUUAAAUUAUUUAUAUUAAACCCAAGUAUAUUUAAGUCCUUGAAAUGGUGGGAAAUACAAUAUCUAGCUUUUGCUGGAGCAAUUUAGCAGGGUUCAAUGCAUUUCUAAAAUUUCAUUAUUGAGAUUCGUUGACAUGUUCUUACGGUCCCAAAUUACAAUUAUAAUCUCAGCAUAAUACAUGAAUGGUUUACUGGAUGACCAGUUUAGUGGAAAAUGGUUUAGUGGAAGCAUGUUUAUGAAUUUUACACUCAAUGUUGAAUUGCCAAAUCAUUUUUCUACUGAGCUGUAGUAUGUCUGAUUGUAAUAGUCAAAACAAGAUAGCUGUUAACAAGUAUCCAAAAUGUUUUGUGAAGCAUGGAAUUUGUGUUCUGAGCUUGUCAAAAUUUAGGUAAUUAAUCUGUAGAAAAUUUUGGCAACUAAGCAGUUUCUGUGAAUAUUUAAAAAUCAAAUCAGUGAUGCUUACAGCAGUGGAUGCCACUUAGCCUAUUAAGCAUACAGGCUUUGCCAGAGGGAGAGAAAUACAGAACUCCUAGUCUGAAAAUAACACAUGAUGCCUGGCACUACCAGUGAAGCAUUAAGUUUGUUAUGCACAGCAGAAAAGAUUAUUGCCUAUAUAUUGUAUUCAAUUUACUAAGUUAAUAGAAUUCAAAUACAUCAGAUUAUUCACAAAGUAUCAUCCAUAUUGUCGAUGAAAAAUUAAUGAAAUAUAAGAGUUGACUAUUUGCAUAUUCAGCAUCUGUGCAUUUAUAGUCCAUAUUAUUCUCUUAAAAAGUGCAUGCAAGGAUUCUGACAGUUGACAAAUCUGAGUAUUAAAUAGUAAAUGGAAAAAACUGGACAAAAAGAACCAAGUAUCUAACCUUGAAAUUUUGCUAAUCCAUAUUUAAGUAUGGUAUUUAGAAUCACCAACUGGCUAAAUAUGAAUAUGUCAAGUUGUAAUUGAAAUAAAUUAUAUAUUGGUGCGCAAAGCUCUUUUUGGAAUUUAAGCUACUGUUUAGAUUACAAAAAUGUUAUUCUUGAAAACAUUGCAUUCAACAUUAAAAAUAUAAAAUGAUGUAGUGUUUGAUACUGUAAACAGCAUAUAAUGACCACAUAAUGCUGGUAGGCAUAUUGAACUAGGAUGUGCUUCAAUAUUUGAAAUGUGAAGGAGGAUUUCUUCAUAAAGGCAUCCCUGGAAAUUAGUCCUGUUUAUUCCCAAGAAGUUAUGUCUCCAAAUUUAAAAUAACAGAAAGCAUUCCAAACUUAUCUCUAAUGCUGGAAAUAAGUACACAAAUCUAAUCAUCCUUUAGAAUAUCCCUAACACAUUUGGUAUUCAGAAGGAAUGGCACAUAUAUUCUAAGUAUUUUCUGUCUGGUUUGUGAAGAUGUGCAGUACAGGGCGGGAGGGGAAGAGGAGGGGAGAGAGGAAUGUUAGUAUUAACCAUUGGUGUGAAAAAACCUGGGAUCAGAAAUGGGAAGUUGAUUAAAGCACAUUUUAAUACUUUACAUGUUUAUGAUUAAUAAUUUGGUGGAAUGAAGGUUGUCAGAAGAAAAAAUAAUUUGUGUUAGUAUGUUGAUGGCUCUUCAAGUUUUAUAAUUCUUGGUAAUAUUACAUCUCCAUUUGCAUUUAGCGAUGUCAUACAUUAGACUAGACAUUUGCAGUCUUGAUACAUUUUUCCUGGUUUUUAUUUCUUGUUCCUGUUUUGAUUAGUUUUUACCUUUCUAUGUAGCAUCUAGAAUACAAUGAUGAAUAUUCUGUGCUUAUUUUAGACCAUGCCAUUUUCUACUUAAGCUUCCCAACACCCACUCUUAAGGGCCAACCACCAUAAGCCUUAUCCAGCAAUCUUCUCUAGCAAUCCUAUUCCAGAAAGUGCAAUUAUAAACUGUCCUAAGGCAAUUGUAUUGGUUGGGCUGCAAUGUUAAACCAAAAAAAAUUAAUACAUGUUUUAUAAUUUGCAUUUUGAGAACAGUGUUGUAUUUGGAAUAUGGCUUGAUGCUUCAUGUCCUGCAUCUUCUGCUGAAUAGGUCUCAUGUUGUAAUCUUCCUCCAGGAAACUAACUCCCCUCAAGGUUCUUUCCAGUUAUACAUGUUCUCUUACAAACUUUUGUUAAUCAAUUCUACCCAACCCCAAGGGCUUCUGCCCACUGAUUUUUUUCCUAACAUUCAAUUUAAAAGUGUAAGGUUGAUUAACCAAGUGUACAACUAAAGCAAGAAAUAAGUUUUAUAUGUAUUUAACUUAAUAAAAUUAAAAAUGCAAAUUACUUUUGCUGGUCCUCAAAAUGAAUCUGCUUUAUGAAAUAGUACAUCAAAUCUACUGGUGAAUCGUCAGAGGAGUUCAAUGGAACAUGGAAGAAAUUAUCAAGCAAACAGCUACAUAGAAGUUCUGGAUUAACAUUAGUCCCAAGUCCCAAAUGCCUAUACAGUUGGGGCAACAACCAUUCCUACAGAUGCAAACACAAGGAAACACAAGGAAGAUGCUGGAAAUUCAAGCAACACACACAAAAUGCUGGUGGAACGCAGCAGUCCAGGCAGCAUCUAUAGGAAGUACAGUUGACGUUUUGGGCCAAGACCCUUAGUCCUGACUUUCCGACAGAUGAUACUUUGGGGCAUAUUUUAGCAGUUUGAAAACUGCAAAUUAGUAAGACAUUACAAUACUUGCCCAUGCAUUUCUUCACCCAUUCUUUCCAGU
This is a messenger RNA of Hypanus sabinus (Atlantic stingray), 4686 nucleotides long. RefSeq names its product cell cycle checkpoint control protein RAD9A-like. The record is from RefSeq and is a predicted model, not a curated record. Gene Ontology annotation, biological process: mitotic intra-S DNA damage checkpoint signaling; DNA repair; cellular response to ionizing radiation. The transcript is spliced from 10 exons. Gene Ontology annotation, cellular component: checkpoint clamp complex. The coding region runs from base 40 to 1341 and encodes 433 amino acids. NCBI's taxonomy places the organism in Eukaryota, Metazoa, Chordata, Chondrichthyes, Myliobatiformes, Dasyatidae.